Molecule: messenger RNA, 2005 nt
Organism: Prorocentrum cordatum
Lineage: Eukaryota; Dinophyceae; Prorocentrales; Prorocentraceae
Source: the annotation of a GenBank genome assembly
UCCUCCUCCUCCUCCUCCUCCUCCUCCUCCUCCUCGUCCUCCGUAGCCAUUUUGGCUCAGGCCUUCGCGGCACUGUUGAGGGCGGGGGCUCCGCGAAGCUCGAUGAGGUUCGGGACUCCGUGAAGGGAUACCAUCUAGAGUACAAAGAGGCGCAAUGGCGUGCUCACGCUGUACGUCGCAGGUGCAAUGCGGUCGCUGGUUCGGCGGAGCGUUUCAGUGGAGAAGCCUUGCGCAGAGCCAAGCCCUUGCUCCCACCUCGUGUCUUCCAGACCGAAAGGCAAGUCAAACGCCACGCUGACCAGCUUCGAAUGGUUGCUCUGAGGUGGGCCCCAUGUCUCCCUCCUGCCGACACUCUGUGUGCUGAGGCCGCUCCCUUCGUGCCGGGUGUGGCUCAUGCGGAUGGUUCUGUCGAGUUCCCAAUUUCUUUCAUUGAGUUUGGCCAGAUAUUGAUGGGCGGUGGCGCUUGUUCUGGGUUGCUGCCCCCUUACGUACGUCCCCAGCGUCCUCGGCGAUGUGGGUGCCUUCUCUGACUAUUUGCGAGAGCAGAUCUUGGCGCUGUGGGCCGCCCUCGCUGCUCAACGCGAUUCUAGUUAUUGGCUGGAGCAGCAUGUAUCCGAGUGUGGCGCUGCCGCUCGGGAGGGUUUGGUGAUUGCAAAGAUGCUUGAGCAGAAGAACGAACAACCAGUUGGGAUUAUUGAGACUGCCAUGCUGUCACCUAUGUCUCGUCUGCAGGUUGUGAAGAACGUUUCUGAUGAUGCGGGACGUUGCCUCGAGGAGCAGGCCCGCGUGAGCGAUGCGAAGCUUGACGUUCUGAUGCGCUCAGUCGCUGUGCUGGGCCAACAGGUUUCCGCUCUCCGUGCCGAGGUCACCGACGAGGUUCCCUCCGUCACGCUCGUCACCGCGAGGCUCGACGCGAAGCGGGGCCUGCUCCGCUGCUCCUGCGCUGAGCUGCGUGGCGCUGCGGAGCAGCAGCUGCUGCUGGCGAAGUCCUGUUGUGACGAGGCCAUCUCAAAGCUGGACGCGACCAAUUCAACGAACUUGAGCCGUCUACUCGACAAGCCUAUGUCUAAGCUGUGGGAUGACUGCCAGCAGCUGGUCAACGUUUCGCGUGGUGAAGUUACGGAGUUCAUGCCACAUGUUCGAGACCAGAUUAUGUUAGAUGCUGCGAAUCAGGCUUCUGGAUGCGUGCGAGAUCAGAUUUGUGGAUUUUCGUCUUCGGUCCGUGAUGACAUCCUUGAAGAUGUGGAGCGACGGUGCAAGGUGCAGAGUUGUCGGAGUGCCAUCUCUGUGACUUCUGACUUGAAGGAUCAGGUCGCUAGCAAUGAUGAGGCCCUUCACAUAUUCGUUGAGAUGGUAAGUCCAAUGCCUCCACAAAAUGCUGAAUUGAUUUCCGAUGCUGUAGGCAUGACCGUCCAACAGAUCGUGGAGUCUGGCAUCAUAAGUACCGCUGUGUGUGCCGAGCUUACCAGUCGGCCGGAGCGGGUUGCACCCGUCCAAGAUAAUCUUUGCGCGGGCGGUCGUCUCCCUGCGGCUUCUUCCUCAUCGCCAUCUUCUUCGGGCUCGCUUUUUGAAGACGAGGAGGCGUGCUCUGUAUGCGGUGGGCUGAGAUUACACGCGUACUCAGGAUUGACUUGCGUCUGCCUGCUUGAAGAGCCGAGCUGGACUUUGUAGCCAGCUCUCUCAAGAUGCUGAUGCCUUCGCUCUGCGUGGACCUUAUGCUGAUCGUGGCGCUGCCCUUCAUGUGCGGCCCGCUGGUGGUCGCCUUCGUGGGCUUCCCGUCGUCACCUUUCCUUGUGCUGCCCUGGGUCGCUCUUGUCCUGCCCUUCUUCGGCUACCUCCCUGGGGUAUCUCUUGCCAUUCGCCUGGCUGUCGCCUCCCGCGGUUUCGGUGUGGUUCGGCUCACUGCGUGAGCGGCGGAUCAGAGUAGAUUCUUCAAUCAGACAGACGUUUCUCUUACGCUUGACUCCACCUCGUCCUCCUGCUCAUCCGCCUUCUCCUCAACCUC